AUGGUGUUCUCCUUUGCCCGCCAACCACCGACUCCCCCGAGAGACAAAAAGCUCGACCAGGACAUUGACGACAUCCUAGCCGCCUUCGACACACCCUUCAGCAUUGAGGACGACGAGAAGCCCACGCGAUCGAAAUCCAUAGAGUCGAAGCCAGUUCAGCGGAAACUCUUCGUCGACACCCCGCCCGAGCAAUCCCCAUCGUCUUCGGCGGACAGUGAUCAGUCUCGAGUCGCGGGAAGGAAACAGGUCAACUUCAACGAAGUGGUACCACCACCUCACCAAUGGAGUCCCGCUCAAACCCCUCUGAGGCCUCUACCCCAAACACGAGUUACCGCACCCUUGAAAUCCAUUCUCAAACCCUACGAUCCGAACACAACCUUCCGCCGGUCGAUCAAUCUCAAUUCCACCGAUUCAGAACCAAUAUCCGCCCACACGUUCCAUUCGUUCGCCGAGAUGCUCGAGUCGGUAGUGAAACAGCUAGCGCAGGACCUCAGGGCUCCACGUCUUGACGCGUAUAUCUGCCUUUCGAACACACUGAAAGCCCUGGAGGAUAAACCAGAUGAAAAGUCUCUAGAAAACAAGAUGGGAUUACUGUCCCAAUUCAUACAAAGAGAUAUGGUAGCUGUUGCAGCCACAGGAGCUCCGGAUACAACCUUGAGCAAUCAGGCACUGAAGCUUCUCAUGGCGUUAGUCCGGAUACCCGCAGCUGGGGCCGCCAUGACGGAUGACUUCUGCUCCUUUACAAUAGACCGAGUCAUCCAAGUCGUGGAAGACCCAGAAUCCUCAAAAUCCUCCGUCAAUCACCACCUCGGCCUCCUGACCCUCCAGAAUUUCAGUACAAGAUCGAUGACCUCAACCAGGGCCGAGAAAAUUCUUGCCGUUCUGGAGAACAUUACAGACCGUGUCAGUGGCUACGGUGUUCAGGCCUAUCGACUACGUGUUUAUCGGAAACUCGUGCGACAAGCUCCAGAGGUCAUGGCGGCCAGGACGCUGACUUGGUUCAAAGUGGUCGUAAAGUCUAUGCUAAGCGGACAAAACGAUGUCCGGACCAGUGCCCUCGAAGUUGCAAAACUGGCCGGUAUUGAAUUUGUUGACAGACGCCAGGUGUCUAAAGCAGUCACCGACUACUUGAAUACCACCCAGGCGAACGGAAGCUCUAUUAAAGUGGAGUAUCUGAUCGGUCGGUUCACAGAUAUGCUCAGCAAAAAAUCCGAGGCACAUUUUGUUCCAGAGAUCUGGGGUGCAAUUACCCUUCUCCUCCGACCCGCUCUUGAGGGCAACACCUGGUCACAGCUCAGCAUCUGGUUGAAGGUAUUGGAAGACAUCAUUGCCAGCUGCACAGACUACCAAGUCAAUUUUCAAACUACCCUCGCGUUUGGUUAUCUAGUCUUCGUGACUAACCCGGAUCAAAAUACUCGAAGCGUCGUUUCCAAAAUGCUAGCCGCCAUUCCCCACUUCCAACUGGAUCGAAAAGGGAAGUCUUCAAACGGAAAGCAGUCGAAGGAAGUGUCUAUUGCUGGCUCCUGGGCCCUUCUGUACUACUCGCUCCGUCCUUCAGCGUCUGCGCAAGAACUCUCGAGAUACUGGAAAGAAUUUGUACAUGGCGGUUGGAUUCAGCUUGUGCUCUUACCCAGAUAUGCCGAUCUCGCGUGUCGAAUGCUUUCCUACCUAUUUGGGUUUGGGCCAACGAAAAUUUGGAACAGUCGCAGAGUCGAGAAAAGCCGUCUCAUUACAGUCGAGGAGCUUCCUCGGCUAGACCCAAAAUGGAUACGGGCGAACAUGUCACUCGUGCUGGACUUUGUGGGAGCAUGCCUGUACAAAGCCACUUACUCAAAGAACUCAACCCUGGAGGAGAACAGCCUUAUGAGAAUGUGGUCAUGUUUGAUGAACUCGUUGGCUGAGGCUGGUAGUAAAGAGGUCAAGGCAUCUAUGGAACUUAAAGAUGCCAUUGCACGCAUCGUCAAUAUGUUUCGCCGUCUCUGGGCCAAACACACCUCGACCCCAGCGAUGAAAUCCGAAGAGGAGGAAGAUUGGGUCAGCCAGUUCCGCUUCCUUGUUGAAACCUCGAUGGAAAAACUCGGAGCGGUUCAUUUUGCCGACAAAUUCCUUACCCGAAACAAUAACGAAGAUCUCGAAGCCGCGCCUACUCCAUCACAUCGAUCCCGAAUCCAAGGAGCCUACCAAUCGCCUCUCCUUCACAUAGUCGAUUUGCUAGCAAAUCAGUCGGAAGGCAAGCUGUCAGACAAUCAUCGUCUUGAUCUAGUUAAAUGGGUCAUUGAGCCAUGCUUAGCCUCGAAGAAUACCCGAUCGCUGAAGCUUGAGCUCCUUAUGGAGUACGCUGAUCUUGUCCGGGGAUCUAACGAAACAUGCAUGGCAGCUAAUAUCUGGCAAACUGUCGCCAAGUACGCAAACGCGACGCUUGAGGAUUACCCUUUGGAUACAGCCGAAAAGCAAUCCAGGCAUCUUGGGGAAGAGUACGAGGUCGUGAUCAAGAUUCUUACCAAUGGCUUGCGGUAUUCCACGCCGCAAGCAAGUUCCGUCGCUAAAGACUUACUCGUCUGCCUUUCUGAAAAGAUCAAAGCCGAAGCAGGCACUGGUGCGGUUGUCCUUGCACUUGUCGAGCGUCUUUCAGAGGAUAUUUCUGGACAAGCUAAAGGCGAGCGGAUCAACAACGGUCUGAUCUACGGUGCUACACUUUUCAGACAGCUACCGGAGUCCAUCAACAGACGUACAGUAGAAGAAGGGCGAAAAUCUCUUUGGGGCGCUUCUCCAAUGCCUCCCAGAACUUCUGACUUUGAUCCAUACAAACGAUUCUACAAAACCGUUGUCGUGCUACUCUCUUCAGCCUACGAUAAUCUGGAUCUUGUUGAUGUCUUGACCUUCAAGGACUUUAUCAUGGCCUUCUCUGCAUCGAUACAAAAAUGUCCUAUCUCUUUGCUAGGCCUUUAUCUCCGCAGAAUUCAAGCUGGCGUCAUUGUUUGGAUUCAAGAUGCUGGGCGGAAGCUACAGACGAGGAAUAACCGUACGGCAGAUACUUAUCGAUCGAUUGUUUCUAUGUGGCAAACGAUCAACGAAGCUCUCAAGAAGCUUCCAAAAAAGGACUCUUCGACGCUUAGCGCUCUCAGCCCAUUGGUUGCUUCUGGGUUUCUCAGUCGUCGCAGAGAACUGACCAAUGACUCUGUUGGGACAUGGAACAGCACAUUUGGGAAUGAAGAGACUUUGGAAUAUCCUCCAAACGUCAAACGAGCCCUAAACCGCUUGACUCCAAUGGUAGAGCUUCAACUUCCUGCAUUUCCCCAUGACGAGGAUCAAGACUCCGUCGCUUCCUUCUAUGACUCAGAAGUCGAACAGAGCCAACCCGAAGUUGAGAAGAGCACCGACCUGGUCCGAGAGACAUCACCAACACUACCUACCAUCACUACUACCGCCCCGCUGAAGUCUCCUGCUUCUACAUCAGUUUCAAGGGGCAGAACCCCUCUCGGUCAGCUCCCACGAGCCCGUCUUCGACAUGACGACUCUCAGAUCUACUUCGAAGAGAUUACGUCUGAGCCGAACGAUUCAAUGGUACAACAGUCUCAAGUUCUGACGGACCGGCAAUUGGAGGUAUUGGAAAAGCAGCGUGCUACUGCCGCCAUGUUGCCGGAUAUUCGGUCAAGCCCAGUCGCAGAGUUGCCACGUUCCUCAGUGGGGGUAACACGAUUAAACCUCACCUCGGAUUUACCUAAUAUUGACUCGGAUGACGCUUUACACACGCCUCUGAAGGGUCGCAAGUCCCUUGGCCCUAUGGAUUAUUACGUUGGGUCUUCCCCAACUCCGAGGAACCGCUCUAGGACCAAACAGAUCAUGAGCGACACCAGUGUGGCAACUCCUGAUGCGGUUAGGAAGAUCCAAGUCACAGCGCCGUCUGAAGAUGAUCCGCCUUCGUCACCUCCUGACAUGGAAACCACACAAGAGAGCCUCGGCUCCUAUAUUCUAGAGACUGCUUCUGAUGCUGCGGGUAUAGUAGAGGAUAGUUUCGAAUAUCGCCAAGUGGAGAAGGACGUCGCCCAUGAUCUUAGCGAUGAGAUCGAAGUGCAUGAAACCACUGAGUUUGACUCGAGGGUUCCCUUUAGUUCUCCUCAGCAGGCUGGCUCUGUUGAGGAUGAUAAUGAAAUCAACAAUGAGGUGGACGACCUUACCCCUGAAGAAGACGAGGAUCUUCCAAGUCCCAACCCUGAGUCUCAGCUGGCUGCUCAAAUUACCACGGACAUGGAAGCUUUGGAAAAGCGGUCUGUCGAAGUCAUUACCGCAAAGUCGUCUGGAAACCUGCGGCGGAUCCCCGAGGUUAAUGGUACUCCAUCCGUUAUAUUACGUGGACACGCUGAACAGCAACUUGACAAGAGCACUUUAGAACAUCUCGAUGACUCCUCUCCUCUACCCGAGCCAGUCCACGUAGCGGUACAAUCAUCCCCUGAUCAGAGCAUACCCGUACCGCAAGACAACCAAAGCGCAACAUCCGAGGACAUGAGCCGCGUCGGAGACUCCUUCCUUGCCACAGACAGCAGCUUUCACACUGCAGUUGAUAUGCCUCGCAGGACUUCUACCACCAACAUACAGAGAUCGUUUAGGAAUACCCCAUCCAGCCCAGCACAGUCGUCUAGGUCUACGCGGAACACCCCAUCGAGCUCACAGGCGACGGUCAAAUCUUCUCAAAAACGCAAGGAGUCACUAGCCGUGGCCGAUAUCGCUGCGAAACGAGUCCGGAAGCAAUCAACACCCAGACAGACACCUGUUCCCAGUAUUCGCCGCACGCCAUCAUUUGUGAACCCGGCGGAUGACGAAGAGAUGCUAGACUGUAUCGUAGUAGACAUGAACUCGCCUCUCACGCGCAGAUUAGGAUCAACAUCUGCCGAAAAGCAACCGCGCGUAGUUGUCACACCAGCCUCAUCUCCUGCUCCCAACAACAAGACAGAAGGUAGCGCAACAUCCAACAAAAUGAUGCCACCACCCAUCUCAUCAGCACCUGCCAAACGGAAACCAGGUCGCCCAAGGAAGGACGCUACAGAUGCGGAAAAGCCGACUCGCUCCACCAAACGCAGCGUCCGCCUUUCUGUACCAGAGCUGGGUAGAUCAGUAUCUGACAGUACGCACGACCUCGUCGACGAGACACGGGCGCCAAAGAGGGUAAAGCGAACAGCAAGCCAGGGCAUCAGUCGUGCGACGUCCCUCGCACCGUCGGAAACCAGUUCGCAUAUUAGCAUUACCAGGAAACUCGACCAUGUGGCGAUUGGCCCUACACCCCGGGCGCUGAAGGAUGCAGCGUUCCACCCUCCAAGCUCGCCGAUUAGGGAGCAGCACGACGAGCCGAGUCCGAACCAGGAGGCAGUGCAACAGCCAAUACGAAGGCCAUCCAUCGUGGCCGCGCCAGCAAUCAACGCAGAGGCGUCGUCCCAAGCUUCGCGCUUCCUCUCUAGAAUCUCCACCCCGCUCAAGCGUACUGCAGAUGCCAUGGCGACAGACGCGCCUGCUACACCAUCCCACGCCCGAACACCGCUCGGGAGGAUCAUGGCCACGCCAAGUAGUAUACUGGCCAAGCUGAGGAAGAUCGUAGCUGAUUGCAGCCAGAUGGUGUUGGGGAGCCAGGAGGAGAGGGAGUUUGAUGAUGUGCUAUUUGAUAUUCGGACGAGGGUACAUGAUGCGGGGAGGAGGGGGAGGGAUACUUGA
This is a messenger RNA of Mytilinidion resinicola, 5703 nucleotides long. RefSeq lists its product as uncharacterized. Gene Ontology annotation, cellular component: nucleus. The transcript has a single exon. NCBI's taxonomy places the organism in Eukaryota, Fungi, Ascomycota, Dothideomycetes, Mytilinidiales, Mytilinidiaceae. Bases 1 to 5703 code for a protein of 1900 amino acids. Gene Ontology annotation, biological process: telomere maintenance. The record is from RefSeq and is a predicted model, not a curated record.